This is a messenger RNA of Spinacia oleracea (spinach), 432 nucleotides long. RefSeq lists its product as uncharacterized. The coding region runs from base 1 to 432 and encodes 143 amino acids. NCBI's taxonomy places the organism in Eukaryota, Viridiplantae, Streptophyta, Magnoliopsida, Caryophyllales, Amaranthaceae. The transcript has a single exon. The record is from RefSeq and is a predicted model, not a curated record.
AUGCUUGAGAGGUUGAAAACAAAAGAUAGAUUGUAUAAGUUAAAGGUGGGAUCUGAUGACCUUUGCCCCCUUUGUGGUUCAAUGUCUGAAACUAUCAACCACCUAUUCUUUGAGUGUCACUUUGGUGCACACUGUAAAACACAGAUCAUGAACUGGUUGGGGUUCCAAAACAGCAGGAACUCAGCAGCAGCUCUUCUCAAAUGGAUCCAUAGAUAUGCUAAGAGCAAAUUUCAGAAGGCAACUAUGUACACUGCAGUAGCUUGCCUGGUUUAUCACAUUUGGAGGGCAAGGAACUCCUCAGUUUGGAAUGGUCAUGUUCCAGCUAUCAAGCACACUGUCAACACUAUUCAGUUUGAAGUAAAGAGUAGAAUUUCAAACUUACUUAGCAAGAAAAUUUGUAACAGAGAUAUGGAUUGGUUUGCUAGCCUUUAG